AUGGAUCAUGUUAUGAAAUCGCCCGUGUACAAGGAUUAUAUAGAACGUGCAGUGGCGGAGGCAACUUUGAACCUAGUGGCUGAAAUCAUUUUGGGAAAGAGGAGCAGAAUCGGCGAGUUUGUUUCUCGACGAUGGUGGCUGCCUCGUUCUCCAGAUUUCGGCCAUGAAUUGGAUAUGCUGGAAGCUGGUUUGAAAUGUCUUCGAGCUGAUGUGGCCACCAUCGGCAAGCAGAGAGCAGAACUGAAACAGGCACUUCUGCGUGAAACGUCAGAGCUUCCCCGUCCUCCUUCAGCUACUUCUAGUAGCUAA
This is a messenger RNA of Linum trigynum, 309 nucleotides long. Lineage: Eukaryota; Viridiplantae; Streptophyta; Magnoliopsida; Malpighiales; Linaceae. The record is from the annotation of a GenBank genome assembly.